AAUACGUCUCACUCACGCCACCGGAGACUCUUCUCUUUACUGUCUCUCUCUCUUUCUCGUGGGUCCCCCCCGUGGCAAACUUUCCGUCCGAAGCUGCUCACGGCCACUCCUGACACCAUGUGUUGUCUUGGUGUCUUACAUAACAAAUAGACGAGACGUAUUUCAAGGACUCCAAUAUUUUACUCACAAGUUGCCGACAGUGUACCGUUCACACUUCGGACGACUUCCGUAUCCUCUAUAUCCUGCUACUGAUCAUGCCGGAUUUAGCGCGGUUCGUACAGCCCCAAACUACGCACGUGUGGCCCAUAUUACCGGAUGUAACACAGGACGGCGGACAAGGGAAUCCUGGGACUGUGGUGGCGGCGUCAUCGGAAAUUCUGGAUGCGAAGUCAACGAACAUCCAGGUGACGGUUAAAGACGGCGGGCUGAAGCUGCUCCAGAUUCAGGACAACGGCACCGGCAUCCGGAGAGAAGACAUGGAAAUAGUUUGUGAGCGUUUUACCACAAGCAAGCUGCAGACAUUCGAGGACCUCUCCGCCAUCGCAACUUAUGGCUUCAGAGGAGAAGCCCUUGCCAGUAUAAGCCACAUUGCCCAUGUAACCAUAACGACAAAGACAGUGGAUGGCAAAUGCGCUUAUAGAGGCAGCUACAGCGACGGUAAACUGAAAGGCCCUCUAAAACCCUGUGCUGGAAACCAGGGAACACAAAUACUGGCAGAGGAUCUCUUCUACAACGUGUCCACCAGGAGGAAAGCUUUAAAAAGCCCCAGCGACGAGUACGCCAGGAUCGUAGAGGUGGUCAGCAGGUAUGCCAUACACAAUUCUGGGAAAAGCUUCUCUGUCAAGAAGCAAGGAGAGACGGUAGCAGAUGUGAGGACUUUACCCAACGCGUCAGUGGUGGAUAACAUUCGAGGAAUCUUCGGCAAUGCAGUCAGCAGGGAGCUGAUGGAGGUCUGCAGUGAGGACCACAUGCUCGGCUUUAAGAUGAAGGGCUACAUCUCUAACGCAAACUACUCCGUCAAGAAAUGCAUCAUGGUCCUCUUCAUCAACCACCGUCUGGUGGAGUCGAGUGCGCUGAAAAAAGCAGUGGAGACAGUUUAUGCAGCGUACCUUCCCAAGAACACACACCCGUUCCUAUAUCUCAGUUUAGAGAUCGCCCCUCAGAACGUGGACGUGAACGUUCACCCCACGAAGCAUGAGGUGCAUUUCCUGCACGAGGAUGGCAUCAUCGAGAGCGUUCAGAAGCACAUUGAGGGAAAACUGCUGGGAUCCAAUUCCUCACGCACAUACUUCACUCAGACUUUGCUGCCCGGGCUGUCUGCGUGCGGUGCAGCUGAGGUCAAGUCAAGCAGCGGCACAUCCGAGUCUGCCGAGCGCGUCUACGCUCAUCAGAUGGUGAGGACCGACUGUCGUGCUCAGAAGCUGGACGCUUUCCUUCAGUCAAAGGAGAAGCCGCUUCUCGAGGCCGGACCCGCCGGGCCGAGCGGCGCCGAUUCCGAGGCCAAAACCGCCGAGCCGGAUGACGUUGACAUGGUGGUGGCCCUGAACCAGAUGGAGACGGAGCUGUCGAAAACCGAGGAGAGAAACGAAAAAGUGGCUGAGGUCCAAAGGAAACGUCCCAGGAAAGAGCAGCAGCCGGAGACGGAAGACGGACGGGACCAGGACCCGACGGCCGCAGACACGCCCAAGAGACGAGUCAUCAAACUGAACAGCAUCAAAGAGUUGAGAGGCGAGAUUAGCGACGGUGCACACAAAGGUCUUCAGGAGAUGUUGCAGAACCACACAUUUGUGGGCUGCGUCAACCCUCAGUGGACUCUGAUCCAGCAUCACACCAAACUUUACCUGCUCAACACGACAACACUCAGCCAGGAGCUCUUCUACCAAAUCCUCAUCUAUGACUUUGGGAACUUUGGUGUACUCAGACUAUCUACACCGGCUCCCAUUUACGAGCUGGCCAUGUUGGCUCUGGACUCUGAGGAGAGUGGCUGGACUGAGGAGGAUGGACCCAAAGAAGGCCUGGCUCAGUACAUUGUGGACUUCUUGAAGAACAAAGCAGAAAUGCUAGAGGAUUAUUUUUCCAUGGAGAUCGAUCAGGAGGGCAAUUUGAAAGGACUGCCCUUGUUGCUUGACCAGUACACACCCGUCAUGGAAGGUCUGCCCAUGUUUAUCCUCCGGCUAGCAACUGAGGUGAACUGGGACCAUGAAAAAGAAUGCUUCCGAGACUUCAGCAGAGAGUGCAGCAUGUUCUACUCCAUAAGGAAGCAAUACAUCCUCGAGGCCAAACCCAGAGAGGAGCAGGAUGAAGUCCUGAACUCGUGGCGUUGGAACGUUGAGCACAUCCUGUGCAAGGCUUUCCGCUCGCUCAUCAGUCCUCCCAAUCACAUCAGUGAGGACGGCACAGUGCUGCAGAUUGCCAAUUUACCGGAUCUCUACAAAGUGUUUGAGAGGUGUUAGAUGACCAGUUUCUCUCGAAGCCAGCAACCUCGCAUGCUGCUCCUUUUUUACUUUGUGUAGUUCAUGUUGUCAUAAAUCUCCUUUGUGCAUUUUUGCAUCAAGCGUCUGGAGAUAAUUUUCAAGCAAACAUGAUGGAAAGAUGUUUUAACAUUUAUUCGCCAUCCAGCUUCAUCGUACUUGGUUUCCUUAUUAAGAAAAUUCACCACUCAAGUAAAAAGACUAGAUUUACUAGGAGUCCCCCCCCCCCCCCCCCCCCCACACACACUAUUAAUACAAAGUUUGGCCUACUAGGAUACAUUUAAACCUUACCGUUAAGCCUCUGUGCUGCACUAGUAACACUACUAGGACCCAUUGAUAGCUAUGUAUCACACACCAGUAAUCCAUGGACCCUACAAGUAACACCAAAAUGUCCAGUAGUAGUUUAGCCUCAUUAGUAAUCGUAUAGUAGUUCUACAAGUGUUUGGAAAUGUCACACAGUAGUGGUGAAAGAGUUACUUUUGAGAUUACUGCAGGUAUUACUAGUGUGCUGAAUUGCCUUAUUAGAGAGGACAGAGAGACAACAGGCUGUGUGUGGUCUGUUGAAACAAAAGUGCAAGUGUUUGGCCAGAAUGACCAAGGUUACAUGUGAAGGAAAAAGAUGGAAGCUUGUAGAUCUGAGAACACAAUACCAACUGUGAAGCAUGGAGGUGGCAGCAUCAUGUUGUACAUGGAUAUAUUAAGGCAACAUCUCGGGAAGCUAAAACUGGGGCGCAAAUGGGUCUUUUAAACGGGGAAUGACCCCUAAAGCAUACUGCCAAAAUGGUUUAAACGUGGCUCAAGGAUAACAAAGUCAAUGUCUUGGAAUGGACCUUACGAAGCCCUGAUAUGAAUUCCAUCGAAAAUGUGUGGGCCGGUCUGAAGAGGCGUGUGCGAGCAAGGCAACUGCCAAACCUGACUCAGGUCCACCAGUUCUGUCAGGAGGAACAGGUCAGGAUUCUAGCAGAGUACAGUCAGAAGCUCGUGGAAGGUUACCUGAAAUGUUUGACACAAGGCAUGCACUUCAAGGAAAAUGUUACACUGUACUAAGUGAAUGUAUGUAAAAUUCUGGCCUCAAGGAAAAUAUGAAAUUCUCUUUAAGAAA
Messenger RNA from Syngnathoides biaculeatus (alligator pipefish), 3573 nucleotides. RefSeq names its product mutL homolog 1, colon cancer, nonpolyposis type 2 (E. coli) (gene mlh1). The transcript is spliced from 20 exons. Gene Ontology annotation, molecular function: ATP hydrolysis activity; ATP binding; ATP-dependent DNA damage sensor activity. NCBI's taxonomy places the organism in Eukaryota, Metazoa, Chordata, Actinopteri, Syngnathiformes, Syngnathidae. The record is from RefSeq and is a predicted model, not a curated record. Gene Ontology annotation, cellular component: MutLalpha complex. Gene Ontology annotation, biological process: mismatch repair. The coding region runs from base 255 to 2453 and encodes 732 amino acids.